Messenger RNA from Rhizoctonia solani, 4170 nucleotides. RefSeq names its product ABC transporter. Lineage: Eukaryota; Fungi; Basidiomycota; Agaricomycetes; Cantharellales; Ceratobasidiaceae. The transcript has 31 exons. Gene Ontology annotation, biological process: transmembrane transport. The coding region runs from base 1 to 4170 and encodes 1389 amino acids. Gene Ontology annotation, cellular component: membrane. Gene Ontology annotation, molecular function: ATP hydrolysis activity; ABC-type transporter activity; ATP binding. The record is from RefSeq and is a predicted model, not a curated record.
AUGCAUAUUGAUAUUUCUCGCCGACCCAAUCACAAAGGUCCUGCCUUUUUCUACGCAUUUAGCUAUGCGGACCGCUCAGACUGGACGCUCUAUGCCAUUGGCGUAGUUGGUGCGUUAAUAUCUGGGGCUGGGCUCCCGAUUAUGGACCUUGCGUAUGGAUAUUGGACGACUGCCCUAACUGCGUCUGACACGACGCCCCCAUCGCUUCGUAAGACAACUAAUACUAUGGCGGCCAUCUGCCUAAGUAUCGGAGUUUUACAAUUCAUUACGGGAACAAUCUUCCUAAGUUGCUUUACGAUUGCUUCGGGUCGCACGACAGACAAACUCCGUAGAGCAUACCUUGACUCAGUUAUACAUCAAGAUGCCGAGUUCUUUGAGAAAGUUGGUCCCGGCGAGGUGGGGACCCGAAUGGUCAAGGAUGUCGGAACGGUCAAAGCUGCGACCGGGGAGAAACUGGGAUUCAUGGUCUGGGCCGUUGGCUACUUGGCUGCAAAGGCCGACUCUCGAUUGCUGGACCUCGAAGGCCAAUCUGGAACAUUGCUCGAGCAAAUUCUUGGCAGCGUCCGAGUAGUGCAGUCCUUCGCGGCGGAAUCGUUUCUGGUCAAAAAAUACGAUGAAUACCUGACUGCGCUCCAACGACUCGGGAAAUGGCGUUCGAUUGUUCGCGGAUUGGAAUUAAGUAUUUCGUACUGUGUCCUUAAUUUAACAUAUAGCGUCGCUUUUUGGUACGGCAGCAAGCUCAUCGUCCGAGAGAAUCUUGAGGUUGGAUUAAUGUUCACUGUGUUCUGGAAUAUGUUCAACGCCAUCUUUGCCAUUUCCAACAUCCUGCCGCAUAUAUCCGCCAUUCGAGACUCUGUCCACAUCUCCGCUCGCCUUCGUGCCGAAAUCGAGCGUGUGCCUGUCAUUGACGUUCGGAAUCCUGGUGGUGUCAAAUUGUGGGACAACCAAUCUGCGGAGAAAACGGCUGUCCAGAUCGAAGUCCAGAACCUCACGUUCUCGUAUCCUUCUCGCCCUGACCAUAAAACAUUGGAUAAUGUGAGCUUCGUCUUGGAGGCCGGAAAGGUUACCGCGCUUGUUGGAGCAUCCGGUUCUGGAAAGUCAACAAUUGCGUCGCUCCUACUCCGUUAUUACGACCCGUCAUCUUUCGACAACGAAAAAUCGACUGGGCGCAUCCUUUUGGCCGGACACGAUAUCCGCGACCUCAACCUUUCUUGGCUACGUUCUCAAAUUGGUGUUAUUGCUCAGGACCCUCAACUCUUCACCGCCACAAUUUUUGACAAUGUCGCGUACGGUUUGAGUGGCACUCCAUGGGAAUUGCCUACAUCCGAGAUGGAGCCCAAAUACGCUGAACGAAUGGCGGAUGCACAAGCAUGGGAUUUCGUACGUAAGCUGCCGUCUGGGAUGGACACUCGUAUCAAAGGAGGGAGGACGGGGGUGUUAUCCGGGGGCCAGAGGCAACGGAUCGCUGCGGCGCGUGCGUUGAUUCGGAAGCCAAGAAUUCUUCUUCUCGACGAAGGAACUUCGGCUCUUGACUCAGAGACGGAACAACGUCUGAUGGCGGCGAUUCACGAGGAACAGGCACAGAGUGGGAUGACGACAAUUUUGAUAGCUCACCGCCUUUCAUCCAUUCAAAAUGCUGAUAGAAUCAUUGCGAUGUCUAAUGGGCGCGUAGCUGAGCAGGGUACAUAUAACGAACUAAUAGAGAUUGGAGGUGUUUUCAGCACCCUCGUCAAGCAUCAAUCGUCCGCUGGCCAAAUAACUUCUAGUUCAGAAACCUCAAUAGUACCCGUUCCUGUUCGCCCACAGGAGCCAGUCAAAAACACUUCCGCCAAAUUUAAUACCCCCCAGAUCCCAUUGUAUCGCCAUGUAUCAAUCGUGUCGGGAACCCAGACGAUCGUAGAUGAUUCAUUAGAACAGGGUCUCCUGGCCAAAGAAAGCAAGGCACCAACUCUAACUUCCCGUUUUAUUCGCCUCUUGGCUCAAUAUGGUUUAUGGAUUGCGAUGGGAAUUUUCGGCUCGAUAUGCAUCGGUGCCUCGUUCCCUAUAGCCGCCUGGCUUGUUGGAUUCGUACUCGAAAGCCUGAGUAUCCACGAUGACGACAACCGGCUAUUGCGAGAAGCUAGGGCUUGGUCAAUGUGGUUCCUUGUACUAUCUAUGGUCAACAUCCUUUCUAGUUUCGUCGCUGGCUUCUUUUUAUCCAUGGGUGGGGAUCGGAUCGACAGAAGGCUUCGCUUGACAGCUCUAAAGUCUCUUCUCAGACAGGCAAGAUUUUUCGAUCAGGAAGAGAAUGCAUCGGGGAGUCUAACUGCUGGGAUCGCAUCUAAGGCAGGUCAUGUGUCAGCAGCAAUCGGUCUUGUGUGGCAGCAGCUCAUAACAUCCAGCGGAAACUUCAUUGGCGCAUUCGUUCUUGGGAUCGUCCAAAAGUAUGAACAUAGCAUUCAGAAGCCCCUCGAUGAUGCGUCUGCGUUCGCAAGUGAAAAUGUGGAUGCGAUCAAAACGGUGGCUGCCUUGGGUCGGGAGAACGUGAUAAUGGAAAUUUUCGACAAGUCCUCGAAUCAAAAGUCUGUGAAGACGAAAUAUCUCUGGGGCGGUGCGUUGGGUUUUGGAUUUGGGAUGGGAAGUACCCUUAUACUAUGCUCCGUUGUGAUGUGGUGGGGUGUAGAACUGUACCUCACACAGCGCAUUGGCUUAUCAAACCUAUACGCAACGUUCGAAGCGGUUUUCAUCGGAUCUGUUGCGGCGAGCCGGUUGUUUACAUAUGUGCCUGAUAUGGCAAGGAUGAUUCAAGGCUUCCGGGCUAUUUGUAACUGGGAGGACAGGCAACCAGAAGUAGCAUCAUUGGGUCUAACCAACGCGCCUCUUCGCAACGUUAAAGGAACUAUUACAUUCAAUGAUUGCACCCUGCAGUAUUCAUCUAGACCAAAGCCUGCAAUCGACAAUCUGACCCUAACCAUUCCCGCUGGCAAAUCUGUAGCUUUUUGCGGUUCAUCGGGUAGUGGGAAGAGUAGCAUCAUUUCAAUGAUAUCCAGAUUCUAUGAUCCGAGCCUAGGGACGAUCUGUCUCGAUGGUCGCGAUAUCCGUACUAUCCCUCUGGAGGAAUAUCGUAGCCACAUCGCAUUGGUGGCACAAGAUGCAGUGUUAUACGAAGGGACAUUCCGAGAAAACAUUACCUUGGGCCAAUCCCCGGUCUCCCAAGAGGCAAUAGAGCGCGCAUGUCAUGAUGCAAAUAUACUCGGAUUCAUACAAUCACUGCCUCAAGGAUUCGAUACACCAGUUGGAUCCAAGGGCUCUCAGAUGAGCGGGGGCCAACGACAACGUGUUUGUAUCGCUCGUGCAUUGCUCCGAAAUCCAAGCAUUCUCUUGCUCGACGAAGCGACCUCAGCACUGGACGCUGAGUCUGAGCGAUCUGUCCAAGCGGCAUUAGAACAAGCAUCAAGGGGACGAACAACUAUCUCAAUCGCGCACCGACUAUCCACCAUUCAGAAUGCAGACAUAAUACACGUUGUGGAGGAUGGUCGUAUCGUCGAAAGUGGGAACCAUGCCGAUCUGCUAGCUCUCAAGGGUCGUUAUGUUGACGUCAAACCAGACAUCUUCAAUCAUGACAUGCUAGCCAUUCAUUCUAUAUUUCAACUACCUAGAUCAACCUCUUCUCUUACCACGCCUUCUUCAUCACCUACAUCAUACAUAUCACCCACGUUGGACCCUGUCAUGUUCUCGCAAUUACAGGUUGAUCGUGCUAUUCAGAAACUUCGUGAAGAGAGGAUACGGGACGAAGAUCUACGGCAAAAGCAUGCUGAACAAGAAGAGCAAGAGAAAAAUCGGGAAUACCUAGAAGCUGUACGUAGGCGCACCCAAAAUGAUUGGAGGCGAUGGGCGCCGCCGUGUUGGCAGACUGCCUCCAGAUGCUUCUGCGGAGAUGGUUUACUUGCUCGUAGAAACACUUCUCAUACCGCCAUCAUUUACCCUGAAGAUGAUCCUGAGCUUCCACCAGAAGGAUACGAACACCACUGGGAGUUUAGGCUCGCGACUACCCAUGCACGUUUUGUUCUACCAAAUGACGCCCACUUGAAACUUUAUGAGCUUGAUAUCAUGAAGAAAGGUGUGCUGUUCAUUGUGGAGGAAGUUGUGGACCAUAAUCGGCAACCGGAGGGAAUGUUAAGGGAGGCCUAA